AUGUCUUCAACAGCAAUCCUCAAGCCUAGCCCGGCAGCCUCGCGCUUUGUAGCCCCCACAACGCCUUUGCGACCCUCGUCGGCACCUUCGACACCACAAAAGUCACAGCCACAGCAACCACCCACCAAGGUCGACACUCCUGGGACCUGGCGUCACCCCAACAUGGACGCCAUCAAUCGUCGCAAGAAUGCCUCGACCUUUACCUCUGACAACGCGCACGCCAUCAUAGUCAAUGCCGUUGCUCUGCUAGCAUUCUUGCUUGCUCCUAGCAUGCUCUCCAGCNUAGUAAGAUUGGCUUCAGCUCUCAGCUCGCGCACCCAUGACUUACUCUCCUACAGCACUCCCACAGCAUUGACUGCUUUCCUCCAAUCCAUGGAUCCAUAUGCAACCUGGGCUUCUAUCCUCGUCCGCUGCAUUCCUGUCAUCAACAUCUCGCUCGCCCUCAUGCCGCUCUUCCGCCCCGUCGACGAAAUGACAGACAUCCCUCUCACCAGAGAGCAACGCCAACUCCUCGGCCUGACCCCCCAGAACGUACCUUUGCCUGCUGGAUCCCCUGGCUAUGUUACUCCUCCCAGAUACUCCCGUUCCUCUACACCACGCUCUAGUGCUCAGAGACACGCCUCGGCCUCUCCCAUGUCGCACAAGGCUAGCCCCUCUUCAUUCGAUCAAAGCACCCUGGGUGUCAGCAGAGGUCCCUCUGGUAGCCCCUUUUCUGUCAGCCCGCUGAUGCAAAAGGCCGUAGGAGGUGCUACGGCUGCAAGAACGUCUUCGCCCUUGGACAACAGCUUGGGAAGUAGUUCGUCAGGUCUGGCCACUGGAAAGGCAACUGUCUCGCUGAACAGCAAGUGGCUGUACGAGAGAGGAAAGGGCAGCCCCAAUGGUGGAAGAGCCGUCUUCUCGUGA
Molecule: messenger RNA, 903 nt
Organism: Aureobasidium uvarum
Lineage: Eukaryota; Fungi; Ascomycota; Dothideomycetes; Dothideales; Saccotheciaceae
Source: the annotation of a GenBank genome assembly